AUGUAUUCUAAUAAUAUAAAAGAUAAUCUUAUAUAUAAUGAAGAAUACAAUAAUUCUUUAUACACAAAAUAUGAUUAUAUAAACAAAAAUAAAGAAAAUAUUUUGAAUGGAAUAAAUAAGGUAUAUCAAGAUAAUUAUACAUUAAAAGAAAAUAAUUGCAAAAGUGAUAAUCAUCAAAUAUACAAAAUUAUCUUAAAAACUGGAGAUAAUAAUUAUAUAUAUUAUAAUAAUCAAGUGAAUAAAUAUAAUUUAAAAAAGGAAAGUAAUUUAAAUAUUGCAAAAGUAUCAAAUAUUAAAUCUAUAUUUAAUAAGAAUAACCUAAAAAAACAAAAGAAAAAAGUUAGUUUUUUAGAUGAAUGCAAGACACUAUAUUAUGAAAGAAAACUGAGCCAGGAAUUGACUUGUGGAAUAAAUAUUAAGAUAAAAAAUGAUAAAGAUGAAAAAAAAAAAAAAAUUGUUAAUUCUAUUGUUGUAAAUAAUAAUGAUGAAAAAAAAAAAAAAAUUGUUAAUUCUAUUGUUUUAAAUAAUAACAAUGAAAAAAAAAAUGAAAUUGUUAAUUCUACUGCUUUAAAGAAUAAUGAUGAAAAAAAAAAUGAAAUUGUUAAUACUACUGCUUUAAAGAAUAAUGAUGAAAAAAAAAAUAAUAAAAAUUUAAAUGAAAAAAGUAUUAUACAAAAUUCUACUAUAUAUAAAAAAACGAAAUGUAAAUCUGUAAAUUUUAAUUUAACAAAACACAAUUUAAAAAAUGACAGUAAAGAUAUAAUUUUUAAUAUAUUAUCAAAAAAAAUUAGUGAAAAAAAGACAAAUAAUAUACAAAUUAAUUUUAAUAAGAAUAUGUCCCAAAAAAAUAUAUUUCUAAAUAUAAACCCUAAUAUGAUCUGUAAAUUAAAAGCAAAAGAUAAUAAACAUAUUUGUAUUAAUGAUGAAAAAAAUAUAAAUUUUUCUAAUAAUAAUGUUUUUACAAAUGAAAAAAAAAGAUUAAUUUUUAAUAAAUAUAUUCUAAAUAUUAAAAAAGAAACAGAUAAAAAAAAAAACAGUGAUAAAUAUUUUUUGAGACAAACAAAUAACCACUUUCUCAAUGUUUUCAACAAAGAAGGAAAUACAAAAUUAAAAAGAAAUAAUAAAAUAUUCAAAAGAAAUAUUAAAAAUAAUAAUAUAAAGAAGAAAAUUGUAGAAAAUUCUUAUAAUAGUAAUAAUAAUAAUAAUAAUAAUAAUAAAAUUAAUAAAAACAGCAACAUAGAGGAUAACUAUUUUAAAACUAGUCAAAAUAAUGAUUGUAAUAUUUCUUACUUAAAAUUAUGUAAUACCAAUAGAUUUUCACUUAAAAAUAAAACUAGUUAUAAACUAAUCACAAAUCAUAAAGUAAAAAUGUUAGAAGAAAAUGUUGAUAAAAAUAAAGAGAAUAGUAAUAAUAUUCGUUAUUUAAAUAAAUUGAAAAUAAAUAAGGAGUUUUUCUUAAAUAAAGUAAAUACAAUUAAGCUUAAAAAUGACACGAAAAAUAUUUAUCAUGUUAUUAAUAAAAGUGUUCACAAUAAAGAAAUAAACAAUCAUUGUAAUGUGAAAACAAACGAUAAAAUUGUUACUAAAAGUUUAAAUUCUAAUUUAGAGAAAAAGCAAUAUGAUGAAAAAAUAGAACAUAUUAAUUUAAAAGGUGAAUUAAAUAAUUACAAAAAGGUGGAUACGAAUACUAAUCCAGUUAUAGUAGAAAAAAUUAAGAAUUAUAAUAAUUCCUUUUAUAUAAAAACUAAUCAUAAAAAUAUAUACAUUUUAGGUGCAAAAAGAAAUGAUAGAUUAGUAAUAAAUAAAGAACAAGGAUAUGAAAGAAUCUCUAUCUCAAAAGAUACAGAAAAAAUAGAAAACAAAAAAAAAUUAUUUGAAGAUAAAAAUAUUUUAAAUGAAGAGAAACCAUCAAAAGAAAUUAUUAAUUUUUUUAGACAAAAUGCUUAUCCAAAUAAUGAAAAUAUCAUUUUAAAAAAAAAUAAAAAUAAAAUAGAAAAACAGAAGCAAAUAGAAGAAAAGGAACAAAAUAUUAGAAAAGAUAAAAAGGUAAAAAUAAAAAAAAAAAAUAAGGAUAUUUAUUUUGAAAAAUAUAUAGUAAUAGAUAAAGGAAAACACAAAAACAAACAGAAAAAAUCAAAAUAUGAACAAAAUAAUAAAAUAAAAAGAAAAGAAGUAAAAGAUGAAGUAAUAAGAAAAUUACACUUAAAUAUUAAACAAGGAAAAAAAGAGACUAAAAACAUAGAUAAUAAAUGCAAGGUUUUAGAAAAAAAAAAAGUAAAAUAUGAAGAAAUAAAAAGUAAAACUAGGAAAGAUAAAGAAAUUCAAAAUAUAAAUAUCGAUAGAAAAAAUAAAAAGUUAAAAAUUAAAGAUAAAAAGACAAUAACAAACAUAUGCAAAAGUAAUCUAAGAAAUCAAAUGAAUUAUAUCAAAAGUUGUAAACUUGUAAAAAAUAAUUCUAAAAGAUUUAAAAAUAUUAUUGAUGUAUGUAAGCUGAGCAUUAGAAAAAAAAAAAAAAAAAAGAAAAAAAUUUUUAAUUAA
Plasmodium gallinaceum is the source of this 2538-nucleotide messenger RNA. RefSeq lists its product as hypothetical. The record is from RefSeq and is a predicted model, not a curated record. NCBI's taxonomy places the organism in Eukaryota, Apicomplexa, Aconoidasida, Haemosporida, Plasmodiidae. The transcript is spliced from 2 exons. The coding region runs from base 1 to 2538 and encodes 845 amino acids.